This is a messenger RNA of Drosophila obscura, 1395 nucleotides long. RefSeq names its product ankyrin repeat and MYND domain-containing protein 2. Bases 124 to 1344 code for a protein of 406 amino acids. Gene Ontology annotation, molecular function: protein binding. The record is from RefSeq and is a predicted model, not a curated record. Lineage: Eukaryota; Metazoa; Arthropoda; Insecta; Diptera; Drosophilidae. The transcript is spliced from 3 exons.
AACUAUCGUUCCGCCGACAUCCCAUCGCUAUUCCUACCGCACGCUGCAAACCGUGAAUUUUUCUUCAAUUUUAUCAUUUUCCUGACUUAAAUCCUUGCAAAUAGGAAAUAUAACCCACUUGAUAUGGCGGCGGACAGCAAGAGCUCCCAACUGGACGACAUACAGCAACUGUUGCUGGAGCGUAUAGCCAAGAAUGACACGAGUGGAUUUGCACAGCUGCUCGGACAGCUGAAGGGUGGCGGCGUUAACUUUGUGGAUGACACGGGCAUGUCGCUUCUGGCGCAUGCGAGCUUCAAAGGCAACAAAGAGGCGGUGCAAAUACUGCUGGACAUGGGCGCCGACAUCAACUUGAAUCAGCACGGGGCCGACUAUACACCUCUGCACUUUGCCGCCCUGUCCGGCAGCACUCACGUGUGCCGCCAGCUGCUGGAUGCCGGCAUCAAUCCCGGCAGCAUCAACAGCGUCUCGCGCACCGCCUCACAGAUGGCCGCCUUCGUGGGAAACCAUGCCUGCGUAGAGACAAUCAACAACUAUGUGACUCGAUCUGGACUGGAGUACUACACACAAGCGCACGGCCAGCAAACGGAGCCGUUGAUACCGCCCGCGCUGCUCUCGGCCUUCCACACCUUUGUCAUCGAGAUCAAUCUGCAUCCCGUGAGAAUCGCCCUGAACGCCCAGUCCCUGGGACUGCUCAGGAUACUGAGUAACCUGCGCAAGACCCUGGCACUGAUGUGCGAGAAGGAGAUGCAGAAGACACACGACAUGAACGAGCUUCUGGCCUUCAAGUUCCACUACCAGGGCUGGAUCGUGGCCGAGCUGAUCCGCUGUGAGGAGCAGUUUAAGGCGCAGCACAAGGAGAAGAGUGGCGGCGACGAACCGGAGGCCAACAAAAACGACUUUAUCGAGCUGUUCGUGAAGAGGGUGCUCAAGGAGAACAAACAGGGCCAGCUGGACUACGUGGAGUACACGUUACGGGAGUGUGCGCGGGAGUUUCCCGUGCGGGAGUGCACCAUCUUCAGGCAGAUAGCCACGCAAUUUGGAGGCAAGGAUGCCCCGCCGGCCCUGGUUAUCCUGCGCAAUGCCAUCAACGGAAUGCGCGGCUUUGUGGACGAAACGAGCUACUGCAGCACCUGCGGACAGGAGAAGCCUGACAAGAAGUGCUCCAAAUGCAAGGCGGUGCAGUAUUGCGAUCGGGAGUGCCAGCGUCUGCACUGGUUCAUGCACAAGAAGAGCUGUGCCCGGCUCUUGGCCGCCUCCCUGGCUGGAGCCAUGGCCCAGGUGCAGUCGAAGGGUCCUAUUGAUACCUCAGAACUGCAGGAGGAGCUCUCCAAGCUGUCGGCGUAAUCGCCAUGCCAAGUGUUUCUUUUAUAUGGAAAUAUAUUUACUAUACACAAA